AACGUGCGCGCGAAGAAAUAGGGAGAGGAGUUGUCUACAGGCUAUACAAUAUCUCCAUUGUGACAUUGGGAGGAGGAGAUCUAGAAAGAAUUGAAUGGUAGCUACACCCUGCGUGUAGAAGCGUAGAGUCACCAUAGGGAAGACUGGGAAUCAUUUUUUUGGCAAUAACAAAGGUGGGAGAGGGGCAUCGAAACCGAGAAAAAGACAGCCUGAGACAGUUUCUGUGUAAAUUCUGAUUCGUUGAAUGCGUGAGAGUAAUGUAUUGUCGUCAGCAUGAUCUUAGGUAGAAGUAAUAAGCGACAAUAACGAUAACUAAACGUAAUUUUCAACAACAGACACUCCUAUUUUGUCUCAUUAUUAUUAUUAUUCGGAAAGAGACCCUGUCAUCUGAAAGCCGACAGGACACUGCAUGGAUAUUUUCUCUGAAAGCAUACAAAAAAACGACCUUACAAAGAAAACUACAUUUUGAUUGAUCUUGUGAGUUAAUGUGCGUGAUCUUGCACGCACGCACGCACACGAAACGAACCCGAAACAAAAGCAAACUCCUCCUCCCUCCGUUUUCUCUCCUCCUCUCCCUCCCCCAGUUCUUCUAUGCUCAGUUCGGUCUGCGUCUCCUCUUUCAAAGGGCGCAAGGGUGGGAACAAGUCAUCCAACAAAGCAUGUUACACUGCAGACAUGACUUGUCCGUCGGAAAGCGAGAAAAUCGUGAUCAACUGCGGGGGGGUGCGGCAUGAAACCUAUCGAAGCACCCUAAAAACGUUGCCCGGUACCCGCUUGUCUUGGCUUACCGAACCGGACGCCUUUAGCAACUUCGAUUACGACCACAAAAACGACGAGUUCUUCUUUGAUCGCCACCCAUCCGUCUUUUCAUUCAUCCUCAACUAUUACCGCACAGGGAAGUUGCACUGUCCGAACGAUGUGUGCGGCCCGCUGUUCGAAGAGGAGCUGGCAUUCUGGGGCAUCGAUGAGACGGACGUGGAGGCUUGUUGCUGGAUGAAUUACCGGCAACACAGGGACGCAGAGGAGGCGUUGGAUAGCUUUGAGAAUCCCGAACCGGAGUUGCCAGAAGACGACCCAGCUUUACCAGGAGGCGCAGAUGGGGACAUGAAAAGACUGUGCUUGCAUGAGGACGGAAGGAAAAAGACUUGGUGGGAAAUGUGGCGGCCCCGAAUGUGGGCCCUUUUUGAAGACCCUUAUUCAUCUAAAUACGCCCGGUACUGCGCAUUCCUCUCCCUUCUGUUCAUCCUCAUCUCCAUCUCCACCUUCUGCAUGGAGACGCAUGAGGCCUUCAACACCAUCUACAACAAGACGGAGAACGUGACGGAGGGAAACGUGACGCGCGAGGUGAUCGUCUACGAGGUGGUGACCGACAGCUGGCUUACGUACGUGGAGGGCAUGUGCGUCAUCUGGUUCACCAUUGAGGUGAUGGCACGCGUGGUCUUCUGCCCGGACAAGGUUGAAUUCUUCAGGAGCACCCUCAACAUCAUCGACUUCAUUGCCAUCAUGCCUUUCUACCUGGAGGUGGGGCUGAGCGGACUGUCCUCCAAAGCCGCCAAGGACGUGUUGGGCUUCCUGCGCGUGGUCCGCUUUGUUCGCAUCCUGCGUAUCUUCAAGCUGACCCGCCACUUUGUGGGGCUUCGCGUCCUGGGCCACACGCUCCGUGCCAGCACCAACGAGUUCCUCCUGCUCAUCAUCUUCCUCGCUCUCGGAGUGCUCAUCUUCGCCACCAUGAUCUACUACGCCGAACGCAUCGGCGCCGACCCUGAUGACCCUACGGCUGCCAAACACACAAACUUCAAGAAUAUCCCCAUUGGUUUCUGGUGGGCCGUGGUCACCAUGACCACUCUGGGCUACGGGGACAUGUACCCCGAAACGUGGUCGGGGAUGCUGGUGGGUGCGCUGUGCGCCCUGGCAGGGGUGCUGACCAUCGCCAUGCCUGUGCCCGUCAUCGUCAACAACUUUGGCAUGUACUACUCACUGGCCAUGGCCAAGCAGAAGCUUCCCAAAAAGAAGGGCAAGCACAUCCCCCGGCCCACCAUGCCGGGCUCGCCCAACUACUGCAAGCCUGACGCUCUCGCUAUGGCCACCGCCUCGCCCCAUAGGAUCCUGGGUAAUGUACUCGGCGAGGUGAUCGGGUCUGGAGGCUUCGACUGCCCCCUUGCUCAAGAGGAGAUCAUAGAAAUCAAUCGAGAUUCCAAGCAGAACGGCGACGCGGCCACUGCGGCCCUGGCGAACGAGGACUGCCCUACUAUCGACCAGGUGCUGAGCCCGGACGAGCGGAGUCCCGCGGGGCGAGGGGGCACCGGAGUAACCCGGGAACGCUACCAGCAGGACCGCGCUUGCUUCCUGCUCAACACCAGGGAAUUCCGCGCCACAGAUGGGAAUGUGCGGAAAGAGGCCGCAGGCUUGGCAGCCAGCCCAGACUCCCCUUUGGCUGAUGAAUGGUAUAAGCUGGAAGGGUCUCUCCUACAGCAGGACCUCAAUGCAAACUCCACCUCUUCCUGGAUCAAACCAUAGUGUUAAGUUUCUAGCAAUUUCUCUGACGAAGACAUACUGAGUCAGUUAAUCAGAAAUGAGCGGAGGGAGCCACUUUAACCAAGACGUGUGACACGGAUGGACAGUUAAAAGGCAUAUCUUUGGCGUGACGAGAGAGAGAGAGACCAGAGGGAGAUCAAGAUAAACAUGAGGUUGGAUCUUUACGUUGUUACCAAAGCAGCCUCUUGGAAACUCCGGCCACACUUUGGAAGACUGUCUGACAGAUCACAAUGACGACCGACUGAGCAUUGCACUGACACACUCAGAGAGAAAAGGACUCCUACUGCAACAUUCCAGAAGACAUUAUAUUGUGACGCUCAACCAUCUCACAGUACAGUGACCAAUAACCGACUGCAGUGCUGAUCUACUGAGAAACUUAGAGAAUCAAUUAAUUAUCACUCACCUAUAAACGAGAGACCAGGUCUAACUAACUAUGUAGCAUCUCUGCUAACACUGUAGCAUUUGUUAGCUGGGAAAAUAACGUCAUGACCUUAUCCAUUGACAGUUUUGAACAGAGUGCUGCGGAAAGACGCACUAAAAUGAAAACUUUACAUGCCGUUUUACUCUUGUGUUAUUUCCUUUUACAAGAAACUAUUGUACAUGAGAGACAAAGACAAGUUACCCUCUUACUGUUCUCUUUCUUUGAAAAAAAUGUGUGAGAGCAACUGAACCAGUUGCAGGUUAAAUGAAUCAGAGAACUGAAUUUGGACGUUUGAUAAUAUAUCUGUUCUCCCACCUCAUGAAGGAGUUCAUGACUUGUAGAAGUUAAAGAGACUGGUUAUCAAUCAAGCCUUUAUGUCUCCCAUUAAUUUCCAUCCAAUCUGGAAAGACGAUGCCAGGCCCUCAACAUAGUGUACUACGUCCAUAUGAUAGAAGUACUACGUACAUAUUAUAGAAGUACAUAGAUGACCAUACCAAAAUGGAUGUAGCAUCAACAGAGAACCAAUUAGUACUAUAUCCCCCCCCCCUGCAAAAUAAUUAUUGGUGAACAAGACUCUCUCUGUCUCUCACGUACUGACUUUGAAAUCCAUGUGGCAUACUGUACCAAAGGUCCUAUGCAUGCACUCGCUGUAUGACUUGCCUAUAAAGUAACAACAGUACGGGCUGCUAUGGGAUGAACAUUCCAUAUAUCUAGUGCAAAGCUUUGAACUGCCCUUGACACCUUCAUUAUCGCCUCGCUUUGGUACAAACGUGCAAGUCGGAAAUGCCACUCGUGUGUGUGUGUGUAUAUAAAAGAGGUCAUUCCUGAGUAUAUUUUAAAACAUAUUUAAUUGAAUGAUAUUUAUUACAAUUACAUUCCUCUUGAACAAAUAAAAAAGACUUCAUGAACGUAUGCGUAUGACAGACACUGGUAUCGGUCACUAUAAAUUGACUAACGUAUCUGCUGCUCAAAUCAAUCAUGAGUAGAGCACAGACUGACUAAAGGUCAAGUCCCAUGCACAGACCUGCCAACAGGAGGAAUAAGGUUCUAACUUAAAUACAGCACAGAGGAGGCCUCCAUAAUAAGGAUACCUUGAAGUCACAUCAAAGUGUAUCAGGUGGGGGAAAAAGUCCUCUGCUGUGGUUUUUACAAGUAACUAAACAUGCACAUAAUACUAUUAUUAUUAUAUCAGAUGCGUAUAUACUGCCAAUGAGGAAAAUACGUCCCCUUAUGCUUAUACUGCCCCCCCCCUCCCCAGACGCAUAUACUUCCCUCAUCUCUCUCUUGUUUCCCUUGCUGCCAAGCAAUGACCAAUGACUGCUUCAGGGUUAAGUCAAGCCUCCGAAACAAGGUAGCGAUGCCCUCCAAAUGAGACCAUUAAGGAAGUAAAACGGAGGAGAAAUGGACCAAGGAAGUGAAAAAGGGGGGACGUGUACAAAGAGAACAAAUCUAUAUUUUGAUAAACAAAUCAGCUAUCCAUGGCUUCAGACGGAGAAGGAGCACCAACUGAAAACAGGGUCAAAAUGCCAUUGGGAAAAGCAGUUGCAAGCGUCUGUGAAUAUCAUGAAAACCUAAUCGGAACUGGUUUGGCAAAAAAAGAAAGAGAAAAGUAGAGGAAUAAUAAUAUAUGAGAAUUACGUUUUUGGAUGUUUGGUGUGGUGGUUUGACAUGAGCGACUGUGUUACAACAAUAAAGAGAAUAAUGGAGAGAGUCACAUGAGUGAGAGAAAGCUAUGGGGGCGGCCCGGAGUGGGUGGGUCCCGGAGUGGGUGGGGCCCGGAGUGGGGACGGCCCGGAGUGGGGACGGCCCGAAGUGGGUGGGGCCCGGAGUGGGGACGGCCCGAAGUGGGUGGGGCCCGGAGUGGGGACGGCCCGAAGUGGGUGGGGCCCGGUGUGGGGAUGGCCCGGAGUAGGUGGACGCUGUACUAAACAAUGAAGAAGGAAAAAAAAGAAAAUGCAUUUUUGUAACUUUGUUUACCAGCAUGACUACCCUGCAUGACUGUCUUUUCUGCAAGCCCUUUGUUGAAGACAAGGGUGCUAGAGAUACAACAAAAAAACACAUAUAUAAAAGGAAUUAUUUAAAAAAUGUUAUAUGCAAUUAAUAUAUAUGAAAAAAAGAUUAUAAUGAAAGAGAAGAGCUAUAUUUUGUUUUGAAAAAGUAAAAAAUGUGAAAAUUGAAACAUGUAUGUUUGCAAAAUACACACUGAACUAUGUUUUGUUAGAUGAAAUCUCUCUGCUACUACUGCCCCACAUUCUGCAUUCAUUCAUUCAAUUUUAUUGACCUCUGUAGUACUGUCUGCUUUUAUUAAGCCGUACUUAAGUGUUUGUUGCUUCUUGUUUCAUUUUUGUUUUUCAUUCUAGCCAGUUAUAAUUCUAUCUAAAAUUAGCAUUUAAGGGUUAAUUUCACUCUUCAAUUUUGAGAAGUGAUCUUAGCCCUUUUCAUCGAUUCAAAAACUCAAUGAUUCCCUUCCUUGAAUCAUUUUCACCACCACUGUAGCAGCCAUUUUAAAUCGAUAGCGCUCCAUACUGUAUGUUUGAAGGGUGUAUACAUUACAAAUAUUCAAUGUUUGCUUUUAGUUGUUGUUGAGAAUAAUAGACUAUUUGUCAUAUGAUUGUAGCAGGGCAAAUUGAUACCAUGGAUGGUUACCUUCUAUGCCCGUUUGGAGAAGUUUGUAACAGGUUGUUAUUGGAAGUGGCUGGGUGGUUAUGUUCUGGGGAAGGCAGUCUUCUUCCAUCAGUCCUUAGGGGAGAGACAGUGAAAAGGGGGUUCAGGCCAGGAUUUAAUCUGAUCAGCGGUAGAUCCGUGUUAUAGUGCGCUUGAGAUUUAAAGGUCAUUUCCAAUUGAGCCGUGAACACGGUCUCCGCGAACGUGGGAACGUUGCUUUUAAAAGGUGCAUAGCUGACAAAGUGCGAUUGGAUUGAAUCACAGACUUUGGCCCGGGGUUCAAACGAAUGCAGAUGAAUGACCUGUGCACUGCGAUUGAUUUUUAAAGGCGAUUUAAACUGUUUGAGUCGACAUCUGCGGUUUUGCAGCGAACAUUAUCUGUGUCUUUUGAAGUCAAUUGCUGUGCUGGAUUGAAUCCAGGGCCUUAGUUAGUUAUCCAAUAAAGUGCAAUAUCUGUUCAUGAGAGAGAGAGGUCGGUAAAGAGAGAUUUGUUACUAGUCGAGAGAUUUCAGGUUUGCAUGAAACAAACUGCCAUUCCAAAGUUGUGUCUGUUUUAAAAGAGACUCAGGUGUGUUGGUUGGUUUGUGUGGAUUUAGGUGGUUUGCUAUUUUCCGUAUAUAAUAAAUUCUAGUAUAUAGAUAAAAUAAUGUGAACACCUUACAGUGACGUGAAACGCAUGCAUUGUGACUUGAUUGUCGAUCUCCUGAGGGAACGCGGUCUCGCCAUAUCCCAAGCUCCUUUGUUGUGUGUCAUGAAACCAGUCCUGAUGUUAUGAACACUGUGCCGUGUCGUAGAGCAGCAACGUCUUCCUUGGAGAGACAACUGAACACUACACACACUAUCAGUGUCAGCAUGGGUGUGUAGAGGUAGCUUGUCCUUGUUGUUAGGUGGUCAGGUCUCGCAUUCGUUCGUCAUCCAUUCGAGAACCAUCCAGCUGAUAGUCGUCGACGGGCAGCAGCUCACGGUAGCAUACGUAAUGUUAUAACACGCUUCAUACACGUUAUAACAUGUUAUAUCACACUUCAUACAAAGACCCAGAGCUUCCAAACUGAUGUCAUUGAAGUACUUUAAAAUGGAGGGGUGAGAUUGAAAGAACCAGUGGCCACUACUGUGCAAGUUGGGUAGGUGUAGAAAUAUGUAUUUCACUAGAGUUCCCCACUGUUGAACAGGUUGGGUGAAUGUUGGUUUUCCAGACACUAUCUUUAAUAACAGUCACUUUCUCUUGAGGGUGUAAGCCCUGGCAGGUCCAGGAUCAGCCCAGGCAGCUGUAAAAAAAAAAAGUAUCUCUGUCCAUCCCUAAUCAUGCAUUUUAAUUGGACUAUCACCACUAGACUAGACUUAAAUGAAUGAACUACGGAGGCUACUCACUUAUUUAGUUCAAUCUAUGUUGGUUUUUACAGGGUCUACAAUGAUGUCCACUUUCCCGCAAAAAUUGGUCCCUGAUAUUUUUCUUCUUCCUCAAUGUGUUUUGUUCACUUUUUCCUUUCAAACUAUGAUUUCAGGAUUUUUUUAGAAGGCAUUAAGCCACUUAGGCUUUGGGGGUCGCGAACUGUAGUGUUGAUAAAUAUUCCAGAGGUAAACUUCCAGUAACCACAGUUCGUGAACUGAACACACUCGCAAAUUCCCAAGAAUUUUAGAUAUAUUUGGGGUGGUUAUGUUAUAAUAUAGCACAGUAUUGUUAAUACAUUCUCUGUUAUUGACUGAUGAGUAUUACAUUCCUUUAUUAUUAUUAUUAUAUAUAAAAAUACAUGUGACUGCCCACUUCAGGCUAAAAACAAGAUGUCUUUUUUUUCUUCUCGUUUUCUAUUGCACAAUACUGCUAUUUGAUUUAACAAUGUUGAACACAAUGGGUUACAGUGUUAAGAGUGCUAAGUCUGUUUUAUGUUCCAUUUACAAAAUGCCUUUUUUUUAUAACCAAUGGAUAUGCGUAGAUAUGGACUUCAUAACCAAUCCUCAACAACAGCUACUGUAGAUGACACAUUAUGUGAGAUUCACCCACACCUGCAACUUUAACAUAUCCACUCAUGAUAUUAUGAAGUCCUUAUUUACCCUCGCCGACCCCUUUUGUAUACCUGGAUGAUCUAUCUACAGUCAAUGCAUUCUCUGAUUUCCAUUUGUUCUCAUUUUGAAUUGAAGGUUCACCGUAAAUUCCACUGGUACCACUUAUGUAUUUCAUGUACUAUCAACAUUUUUUUGUGUGAUAGAAACCAGAGACAACUAUGCGGUUUAACUACUUGUAUGGGUAUACUAUGGGUAUGGAUAAAUACAUUGCCAAGUUAGUUUAGAGUUGUAAGUUGUCCCUAAGAAAACAAACAACUAACUCUUACCCUAAUGCAGUUGUAUUACCUCAACACAUAGUAUAAUGACAGACAGAGAAACGUAGAUAUACCUAUUGAACCUACUGUAUCAUACCCAUAUGGAUAUAUACAGACACAACUUAAAGGCAAAUACAGUAACACUUUAUAAUAACUCAUGAACAAGCCAUUAGAAAUCAUGAUACAUGUUACUGAAAUGCUUGCAAAUAAAAAAAAUGUAAAAAAACGUGUUUAUUAAUAGUAUGUAUACUACUUACAUAGUUGAAUGCGUAUACUUGAAAGUUGUUAUUAAGGGUCACCACAAACUCAUUAAAGACAUAGUAUUACCUGUGGACCCUCAGUUCACGCAUGGCCUUGAGUUGAAAUAUCGACAGACAUAUGUAAACCUAGUCAUCAGCAUUCCAAAGACAAAAUGUAUCUCAUUUUUUCAUAACACUUUGUAAAAACAGACUUAGGUGUUAUUGUUUGCUGCCAUGGUAGGAGAAUGAAUAGGAGAAAAGAAGUGGUCACUGGAACACAUGGUUGAGACUAAUGCUGUAUUUUAUUUUUGAAAUGUUGGAAACACAAAAGUAUUAUUCAUCAAGAAACUGUAUAAAGUAUAUUUAUUUCGAUGGAAUGUUCAUGAUCUAUCUUUUUAUAUUUUGAAGAAAAAAAUAGAAACAUAUCAAUAAAGUAUCAUAAUUGCACAUCA
Messenger RNA from Oncorhynchus masou masou (cherry salmon), 8626 nucleotides. Its product is annotated as potassium voltage-gated channel subfamily C member 1-like. Bases 592 to 2517 code for a protein of 641 amino acids. Gene Ontology annotation, molecular function: delayed rectifier potassium channel activity; protein binding. The transcript is spliced from 6 exons. The record is from RefSeq and is a predicted model, not a curated record. Gene Ontology annotation, biological process: protein homooligomerization; potassium ion transmembrane transport. Lineage: Eukaryota; Metazoa; Chordata; Actinopteri; Salmoniformes; Salmonidae. Gene Ontology annotation, cellular component: neuronal cell body membrane; voltage-gated potassium channel complex; axon terminus.